AUGAAGUUGAAAAUUCACGAAAAAACUAUAAAUAUUGAAAAUCUUCGAACCACUAAUCCUCAGAGGUUCUGGGAUAACAUCCGUAAAAUCAAAACUAAAGCAACAACUCGAUUAUUUACAAUUAACAAAUCGCAAAAUAUAAAAGAUAUCGUUCAAGAAUUUAGACAACAUUUUCAAACUCUUCUCAAUACGCCUCUUAUUUUAAAUAAUAAUCAUAAUCCUUCUCAAAUUCUAUCUCUAAGUAAAGAGCCUAAUUCACUAAUCAUAACAUCAGCUGAUAUUAUAAAUUGCAUCUCACAAUUAAAUAGUAAUAAGUCCCCAGAUAGCUGUGGGUUAAGUGCUGAACACCUUAAAAACUCUCAUAAUAAUAAUCUUCUUUUGUGGCUCGCUAAAUUUUAUAACAGUAUUCUAUCGAAUGGAAAAGUACCAAAUGAUCUAUCAACUUCAACAAUUAUUCCACUUGUUAUGUCAUAUACAAAAUCUCUUAAUAAUCCAGAUAAUUAUCGAGGAAUUAGUAUUUUACCUAUCUUUACUAAACUUCUAGAGUAUCUAAUACUACGAAUAUGUUUUAGUAUAACAGAUAGCCAUUCCCAUCAAUUUGGUUUUAAAAAAAACAGUUCUACUCUCCACGCAGAAUUUUUACUGAGCGAAACUGUUAUGCACUAUAAAAACAAUAACACGCCUUUAUAUAUGUGCAGUUUAGAUGCUAAUAAAGCUUUUGACACUUGCAACUGGGAUUUGCUAUUUGAGAAGCUGUAUUUCCAAAAAAAACUUCCAUUGUCUGUAGUACACACAAUAUCAUCCCUUUAUCAUUCUGAUUCUGCAAACAUAUCCUAUCAAGGUGUUACCUCAAACCAAUUCAGUCUAUCACAAGGGGUGCGACAAGGGUCUAUUCUAUCGCCACAUUCAUAUAACAUUUAUACUGAAAGCAUCCUAAAUGAAAAUGUCUCAGAAUGUAAAGUAGGAUCGACAAUAAAUGAAAUUUAUACUGGUGUAAUUGCAUACGCAGAUGAUGUAAUUUUGCUAAGCCCCACAAUCUCUGGUCUGCAGGAACUGAUUAACAGAUUUCAAACAUAUGGAGUAGCAAACUUUAUCAAGCUAAACACUGAGAAAACAGAAUUUCUGAUUUCUGGAAAAAGUUAUAUUCCUAACAACGUUGUUAAAAUUAAUGGAACUGUAAGUGAUCUUUUAAAACAUUUUCAUUAUCGUCAUGGUAUUUCUUCAACACAAAAUUGUAAAAUUCCUUGCAGACAAGGUGGUUGUUGCAGAACAUAUGAGAGUGUCCAUGCCCUUAAAAUUCAUUUGUAUAGAAAGCAUCCAAGUAAUCCUUAUACAAAAUAUGAAAGUAUAAAUAUUUCUCCUAUGGAAAGGAAUGAUGAGCUAAAAGAUCAGCAAGGUAGUUAUACAGCAGCAUAUGUUGAUAAAGAUAACACUAGUAAUAUUUAUUCAGGUGUAUUAUACGAGGAAAAUAUAAAAGAAAUGAUUUUAGAUGUUUUAAUGACUCUUAGAUGUCAUAACACAACUGAAGUUGUAAUUCAGUAUUUAGGAAAAAGUGUUAAAAAAUAA
Messenger RNA from Hydra vulgaris (swiftwater hydra), 1566 nucleotides. NCBI's taxonomy places the organism in Eukaryota, Metazoa, Cnidaria, Hydrozoa, Anthoathecata, Hydridae. The record is from RefSeq and is a predicted model, not a curated record.